Messenger RNA from Spirometra erinaceieuropaei, 7737 nucleotides. The record is from the annotation of a GenBank genome assembly. NCBI's taxonomy places the organism in Eukaryota, Metazoa, Platyhelminthes, Cestoda, Diphyllobothriidea, Diphyllobothriidae.
AUGGAUGCUAGCAAUAAUAUUCAUCCUACAGUAAGCAUCAUCACUGAUUUCUCCCCCUCCCCCCACCCACGCUGUUUAACCAAACUUUUCUCCUCUACUUCAUCUAGCGUCGGGUCUCCGACCGCAAAUCGAAGCCUUCCAUGGAGGCAUUGGUAGACCACCACAAACGUAUCUAUUGGGGCGGUCCUUCAACUCCUGUUGGCAGCGCCUCGCGACACCACGAACAACCACAGCAUCCAGUAAGUCAUUCACUCUUUUUCUCCACUAACCUUUGAUAUGCAGGUUAGCCCGUCAGCGAUUCAAAUUUCCCUCAGCUCGCUGGACGGGAGUGAUAGACCCAAUGAGCAUAACUCAUUAGCCCAGGUAGGCGCGUGUUCCAUUGCGUCGUCGGCAGUCGCACGGUUUGCACACGUUAUGUCUGCGUCCUUUUCCCACUGCUGUUGCUACUUCUAUUACUAUUACUACGACUACCACCCCUGCACAACUACUCCCCUCUCCUCUUCCCAUGUCUGUUGGCGUAUGCAUGCUUGUUUGCCCGCGUACUCGAUCGUCCUCCUUGGUGUCUUCGUACAUCCGGCAACUGUUUUGUAACGUUCUACACCUGUUGCAUCUAAUAAUAACAUUGCCACAGGUUCCCACAGUCAGAGAUGGGAAACGUUUCAUGAAAACACCUGAAAAGCCUCCCUCAGGUGACUCAGAAUCGAUCAGGAGUUUUGAGAAAAGUUCGCAUGGGAACAGUAGGUAUGCUGCCCGCCACAAAGAAAUGAACAUCAACCUCAAAGCAAGUUAGAUAUGGGAUGCCGAGAUAAAGCGACAAGGACGCAAAAAUGGAACACCAAAAAAUGGCGCCGCCUGUGUCCACCUCCCUUCCACAUCUUCACUACCAGCGCACACUGAAGAUUUGCAUUGCCCUUGUCCGACACCUUUGCAUCUACACCAACAGACUCAGAAGCAACUUAAACAUUACGCCGAAUUCUAUCAGCCCGUCAGCCUAACCACACUGAAUAUGUGUUCUGGGUCCCUAUCGUUCUGGUUGAACGUACUCACACUAACUUCAAUACAGCUCACCAGUAAAAUUCCAACCCUAGGAAAUACGCAACCAACCACCGAAUAAGGUCCUUCAAUUUUGGUGUCUUUGGCUCUGAAAUGCGACAGGACACCUAGGCAUUCAAUGCGAUCACUGCAAAACCAGGUGUCGCGCGCGUUGUUACCAACUAUCACUUUCAGCGUUUCACCGUUUAGUGGAAUUCAACUCCUGGACCCGUUCUUCCUGUUUGGCGUCUAUCUAGGCCCCAACCACCCACAGCCAUAGCCUUCCACCCGGCAGUUCGAACAUCGCGCCCGACGGUGUCUACCGUAUGCUUCGCAUUACGGCUGCGAAGAAAUCCGUGCUCCUUUGCGUGUCCCGUUCUGAAGUGGCGCCGAGAGCGCAGUCGUCGGCGAAGAGAAGUUCAUGGACGGAAGUUGCGGAUACACGUGACCGGAAGUGUAUCCGCCGAUGAUUGAAGGGUUUACCGUUCGUCCGGUAGGCGAUGCGGAUCCCAGAGCGUUCGCCACGGUAGGCGUCCAUUAACAUCAGAAAAAACGAGACUGCAGUGGGUGGGCGCGAAGACCCAGUCCUACUUCACUCCCUUGGUCACUGUGAAUUCCUAUGGGACGGCCCCAUUGUCCGUGACGCGCGCCGUCAUGCCAUCGUGAAGUUAAUGCACCUUCGGAGUAAAUCUCUCGGAACAGCCGAAUUUCUGCAUGAUUUUCCACACCUUCGCGAUCUAUUGUUUCAAAGGUUUUCGUCAGAUCCACGAAGGUAGAAUAGAGGUAUAUCCGCAUAUACUGACAUUUCUCCUGUAGUUGGCGGACGGCAAAACUCACGUCGGUGGUGCCGCGAUGACGGCGAGAGCCGCACUGGCUUUCCGGCAGGAUUCCCUGUUCCAGAUGGCCGUUAAGACGAUUUAGGAGAAGGAGAGCGAAGAUCCUUCCGGCGAUCUUGAGCAGCUAGAUUCGCCUGUGGGUGUCGCAGAGUUGGCAGUUCCCUUUCCACUUGUAGAGAUGGAGGAUUGUGGCGUCCUUGAAAUCCUAGGGGACUUAUCCUUGGCGCCACAUCUCCUGGAAAAGUGCUGUCAGGUGAUUCAUGACUUGGGGGCCGUCGUACUUGUAGAUCUGAACAGAGAUCGCGUCUGAUCCGAGCGCUUUCCCUCUGAGGAGCUGCUGCUCGACCUUCAUGGUUUCGUGUAGAUAGGGGGCGAAGUCGAGGUCGGCGUUGGUCUUCACUUGAGGCAGACGGACGAUGGCGGCGUCGGAGAUGGCAGAGGGACGGUUGAGGACCCCUCUGAAGUGCUCAGUCCAUCGCUUCAGAAUUUGCGCCUUCUCAUUGCGCGGGAUAGUUCUGUCGGCACUGAGAAGAAGAGCGGCUCCUUUGGCUGUGAGGCCGCAGACAGCCUUGAUCGCAGCGAAGAAGUUCUUUCAUGUGUUGGCGUCUGCGUACCCUUUGGUCUCCUCAGCUUUGGGAGUCGUCCGGGACCCCGUGCAUUCCCCGCAGCCGCUGUUGCACAAGGCAGCGACCACGGUAGAAGGCUGUUCUGUCUGCGUCGAUAGGGUUGUUGACAUAGGCUUUGUGCAGCCGGUUCUCGGCGAGCAGGUUGCUGAUGGCGGCGUCGUUGUCGUUGAAUCAGUCCUGUUGUUGGCGACGUGCGCGACCGAGGGCAGUCAUGGCGGUUGACUGGAUCGUGUCCCUCGGUUGGCACCAUGGGUCCUCCAUGGAGGUGUCCUCGCCUUCGGCAGCGACGGCGGCUGGAAGGCUGGCUAGCCGCUGACCCAGCUCGUUGCAGACAAAUUCAACAAAACAGUAUUCAACUUACCUGGUGGUCGCUUAUCUUGAGGUCUCCUGCGUGUCUGCCGCCGGAUCCUCACCUUGGAGAGUACAAGGCUAUGGUCGGUCCACCCGUCGGCACCCGGGAUCGCCUGUGUCACAGGCACGUUCUGUUGUUCGGACGAGGACAUGGUUCAUCAGGUGCCAGUGUUGUGACCGAGGGCGCAUCCAGGUCGCCUUCUCUCUCGUCGGGAGGCGGAAGGUGUUGGUCAGGAUGAGGCAAUGUUCUGCGCAGGUUCGCAGAAAGAGCAGGCCAUUGUCACUGGGGCCGCCGAGACCAUGGGGACUUGGCAUUCCUCUUCAGGUAGCAUGGUCUGUGCCGACGCGACCGUUGAAGUCACCAAGGACAAUCAGCAGAGUUACCGUGUGUACGGAUAGCCUCACCUGGUUUAGCCCGCCGGUCGAGGCGGUUACCGGGCUGUGGCCGCUAGGCAGAGCCUAGCUUCGGAGUCGCAGGUGAGCUUGGUGCUAGUUAAUGGACCUGCAAGCAAGUGAGCGGCCUAUGACCAUCACGUGGACCCGCAACUGGACACCCCUACACCUCAGCGUUCUACCCAACUGCGAGGACACAGACCUGCCCCACGGUGGGCGUACACCGGAUUGUACUCAUCGGACACUUUCAGAUACAUUGUAACACCGAACUUCAAAGCAGUUUGCUCAUCACCCAGACACAGUUCGAUUACGACGAAAAAGCCAUUUUUUAUCUCGCACGACCUAUUUUCCUUGUUAGCGUUGUCGUGCCUCCUGCUACCAAUUUGUCCUAUCUAGUCGGUGCUUGUUGAAAACGCAUUUUUCUGCCAAUUUAUCCGUUAUGGAGCUGAGUUCUACUUGCUAGCUAUUCGAAACUCAGCCAUAAUCUAGGUUACGCUGUCUCGAGGAUUAAAAUUUGCACCCCGCUUCUUUCUGCAUGUCUUGAGAAGCACUAGGGUCCCGUACGGAUUGCGCGAUGUUAUCAAGAAACAUUAUAGAGGCCUCAGGUCCCCAAAGUGAGGGCUUUUCUUGGUCAAACAGAACCAAAGUCUGACCAGCUGAACUUCGUCCUAAGCAGUGGAGUUAGUAGUGGGAGUCCUUGCCCUUUCUUUGUCAGCCAACCGCAUUUCUUGCUUAGUUCUUGUGGCUCCGAAAGCCACCAAGUCGAACGUGGAAUUUCGGGGGAGUGACGUUCACAUUUGUUCCUUAGAGGUUUUCACUUCGUAUUUUGUGCGAUUUUUGAACACCUGAUGAUUUUAGUCAAGGGUACUUUUCGUUAACAAAUAAAUGAAACUGUGGAGUAUUCGAGGUGAGUUUGAUGAACGAGUCACCAUUGGCCGACAGUGAGUCGCCGAGCCAAGUUUGACAACCAGAGAAUAAAAUACGUUACAAAUUGCCGAAGUGGAUUUUAAAAAGUUUCGAAGACAGCAGAAGAAUCUUCGUGCAUGAGCAGUCAUCUUUUCAAUCCAACACUUCUCCCACCUUCCAAGCAAAGAACUGGUGUGUUCUGCAGAAGAUAAAAGAGGAUACAAGGUUGGCGGAAUGUAUUUAAUGAUUUGCGCCUUCGGGCCCAUACGGAAGUUCACCUUCAGAAACCAAGGAAGCAACGACGAAACACAGAAGUUACGGUAAUUUUCAAUCAGCGGACGGCGAGUGUGGCUGGCUUUGAAUGCGCUUGUAAGGUUUGACAGUCGGCCGUAGUUUGUCUCUGACCUCCAAAGACGGUUAGAUAAACCCACUUUGUCCCUCGAUUCGCCGUCCUUUCCGUCGCGAGCCUUCCCGGCUUCUCGCGCAAAGUCAUGUGCGAGGUCCCGAGGAGGUACAACAAAAAGACAGGGACCUCUACGAGGUUUUUUUUAGUUCUACCAACAAACUUGCAUCACCUUCAGUGGCCAAACAUACUAGCAAGUUGAAGGAACUCCGACUGACUCACACAUCUCCGGUCCGAUUUUAGAACUAGUUUUACGUAAGGUAAAAAGAAUUGAGUUUAGUUACUACAGUUUUGCGUUUCGACGUAUCUCGCUGAUGCUACACAGAGGUACAGGCCACAAGUCCGAUUUUCCCAGCAAGAUAAUCAGUCAGCCCACGUAGCAAACUCUGCUAGUUCAUUUCCAUGAAACCAAAAUCGACUGUUGACUAGCUGGAGGAGGUUCUAAAUACUUCCCUUUUGCUGCUCUCCCUUUGUCCCUGAUGGUAUAUUCAUGUAGGGUCCCGAAUGCUUAGUUUAGCGAACUCCCCCAUCUUAGUGACCGCUUUCCUUCCGCAGAACGAUUCUUCCCGGGACUCAGUUAUUUUCGUGUGUUCAUGAAAUACCUGCAUACCGCGCAGCCUGGCUGUCUACACGAUACCAGGACUGUCAUGCCAUUAACUUGUCAGUUUGAUUUGCAAAUUGGUGCUUUUUAGCCUUUACGAAUCCGACUCCAUUUAUCGAGGGUAGAAGUGCCCACUGUGGUGUUGGGUAGUCACAUCUCUCCAUCUUUCCCCUCAUCUGGGCCGACACCGGAGACACGUAUUUCUCCUGGACCCCUGCCAAAACAAACUCUUCCCUCUGAUUUUCCGUCAUCAGGUCUUCAAAAUGGAGUAAGUAUACCCUUGGGGUUUAUUAUUUGUUCUAAUUCUCUUCCGCUUUCUCGCUUUGGAGAUUGAGACGUAUGAGUGGGAGAAUAAGUGGUAAAACAGGAGUUGUUUCAUAAAUUCGGCCUUGUAUCCUCGCUCCGCAUUUAAGGAAGCCAUGAAGAGGCGCUUACCAAACUGAUCAUGACUAUGUCAGUGCAGGUGGAGCAUUUACCCGGUGCUUCACAGUUAGGGCAAAUGAAUUAAUACUUGAUUUCCGUCGUGCCUGGUCCACAGUAAGUUGACACUUCGCUGACGCUAAAGCGUCAACAUCCUAGUGACCAGGCACUGUGUGACAAACUUUUACUUAUAACGUAGUCAUUCAGCUUUUCAUAUUUAGAAAAUCGAGCUACGGUGGUUUCGAAUGUGACAUAAGGCCCCCUCUCGCUCUAUCUACAGUGUCUGGCGUAACUCAUAAAGUGCACCCAGAUCUACAAAACAUUUCGAAUCACUUGGAAGCCGGCCAAAAUGCAGCGACCAAAAGUGUCAGCCAGUAAUAAACGACGUUAAGUGAAAUCAAAUGAUAAAGAAGAUAUUAACAGUAGUACUACGUUGCUUAGGAGCAACAAUGUUCACGCGAGAAGCUGUAAUACCAAAAACGCGAAAAAUCAUGUCAAAUGUGUAAACUCGGGUUUUAGAGGUACAUUAAACUUGUCCAUGCAACGACUGAGUAAAUAAAAGAACAUAGGUAAAACAAAAUUUAACAACCGUCCUUUAGUGAGAUUUGCACUUAAAUAUCAUCCAAGAGUUAGCGUAAAAUAAAUUAUGGUCGUUAGCCAGCUGCCUACAGUUUAAAUAUUGAUUCCAGAACGGAUUUUCCAGAAAUCGCCGCAAUCUCCCUGUUUCUGCUUUGUUCAAUAUGCGGUUGAUUAAGGCAAGAAGAAUGUCGCCUGAUGUCACUGAUAGAGACUUCACAGGAAUAAGUUUCCAUAAAGUCAUACGUCUACAGCCCGAUAAGUGGCUUCUAAAUUUGAAUAGAAUUGGCAUAUGCGAAUCGUGAGCAUAUCAUAUCAUAUAUUUAUAUUAAGAGGACUUCUCUUUCGUCAAAUUAAUGGAUGGCUUUUGGUGACGGAGUCCGUCAGAUUUCAGUGUCCUCGAUAUACCUUUGAAUAUAGUUUUCAGUGUUUUCAAUCGACUGUCCAAUAAGAUCAAUUCUUUGCAGUCUAUUAAAACUUUCAACACAGGAUAUUUUAUGAAAGCAUUUACGGAAGUGGUGAGCUCUUAGGAAUUUUAUGCAGAUGGCUGUUUCGGUCAGAUUUAAAGAGUCACCCAAACGUGAAACCUCAUCGCGAAAAUCAUGAGCGUUUACAACGAAAUUCGGUGAUGAAUAUGCCCAUGAUCAACGGAGAAACUUUUUGUAAGCUACCUCUUGAAAGCGCUUUAAUAAGAUAUUUUGCCAAAAAAUAUCCACAUACUUUGCCCUUUUCCAAGGUCAAGUCAUGGAAGGAAUUGGAGUGUUUGGUCGACCUUCUCACUUCCCUGAAAAGUAUUGAUAAUGUUUUAUUUGCAACCGAAAUAACUCACAUUCCUCUUUAUGUUGAAGCCACUUUCGCUGCCUUUGCUUACUCUUUGUCGGCGGUGAAGAAGUCCGUGCUCCUUUGAACGUCCUCUUCGGUCGUGGUGUUGAGUGCGCAGUCUUCAACGAAGAGUUGGUCUUUGAGAGACACGUUUAGGCCAGUAUGCGCCGGCUAUUGAGAAGAUGCCCAUCGGUUCUUUAGGCGAUGCGUAUUCCGUGACGCUCGUCACGGUAGGCGCUCAUCAGCAUGGCAGAAAAUGUGAGGCUUAAGAGGGUUGGGGCGAGUACGCAGCCCUGCUUUAAGCCGUUGGUUACUGCAAAUGCUUUUGAGAUGGUCCCGUUGUCCGUGACGCGCGCCAUCAUCCCCUCGUGGAACUGACGCACCAUGUGCGUAAAUCGCGCCAAAUAGCCGAAUUUCCGCAUGAUUUUCCACAUUUCAUCGCGAUUCAUCGUUUUUUUUCAGACCCACGAAGGUAGCGUAGAGGUCGGUCCGUAUUUCCUGACACCUCUUGCAGCUGGCGGGCAGCAAAAAUCAUGUCGGGGGUUUCACUGUGCCGGCGAAAGCCACACUGACUUUCCGGUAAUAGCCUCUGUUCAAAGUGAGAUGGUUGAGGAAAAUGCGGGCGAAGAUUUUCCCCGCGAUCUUUGGAAGCGAGAUGCCACUUCGGCCAUCACACAGUUGCCGCUUCUCUCUCCGCUUGUAGACAUGUCCAAUCAUCGCAUCCUUGAAAUCCUGAGGAACUCGUCUUGGGUGUCACAUCUCCCGGAAUAG